GACGCGACCGCUGUCAGAGAGUUUAGUGUCUGGUGACACUAUCUUCUCUGCUCUGACAUCACGAGGUUCGAGAGUGUGCGGGACAGAAUCACUUUAUCAGUCAUGACGAACCCUUUUGCAAACAUUGUUGAGCAUCUGGACCACCAGAAGCCUGACCACAAGUUCUUCAACCUUAAAAAACUCGGAGACCCAAGAUAUGACCACCUGCCCUUCUCCAUCCGUGUGUUGCUGGAGUCUGCGGUUAGGAAUUGUGAUGGGUUCCUGGUGAAGGAGGUGGAUGUAGAGAACAUUCUUAACUGGAAGGUGACACAGAGUCAGACUGUGGAGGUACCUUUCAGACCAGCCCGGGUCAUCUUGCAAGACUUCACAGGGGUUCCUGCUGUGGUGGACUUUGCUGCCAUGCGAGAUGCAGUUAAGAAAUUACAAGGCGACCCGGAGAAGAUUAAUCCUGUUUGUCCUGCAGACCUUGUCAUAGAUCAUUCUAUUCAAGUUGACUUCAACAGAAAGUCUGACAGCGUUCACAAAAACCAAGAGCUUGAAUUCGAAAGGAACAGAGAACGGUUCGAGUUUUUAAAGUGGGGUUCUAAAGCAUUCAGGAACAUGCGGAUCAUUCCUCCAGGCUCAGGAAUAGUUCAUCAGGUCAAUCUUGAAUACCUGGCCAGGGUUGUGUUUGAUCGGGAUGGUUACUACUAUCCGGACAGUCUGGUGGGCACUGACUCCCACACGACCAUGAUUGAUGGGUUGGGGGUGCUGGGCUGGGGUGUGGGAGGUAUCGAAGCAGAGGCCGUCAUGUUGGGUCAACCAAUCAGCAUGGUGCUUCCAGAGGUCAUCGGUUACAAACUUCGGGGGACUCCUGACAAAUUUAUAACCUCUACUGACAUUGUGCUUACUGUCACCAAACACUUGCGGCAGGUUGGUGUGGUUGGGAAGUUUGUCGAGUUCUUUGGUCCUGGCGUCGCCCAACUGUCAAUCGCAGAUCGUGCCACCAUCGCAAACAUGUGCCCUGAAUAUGGAGCAACUGCGGCCUUCUUCCCCGUAGAUGAAGUCAGUGUGGAGUAUCUGAAGCAGACAGGGAGAGAUCUAGAGAAGCUGAGUUACAUUACUCAAUAUCUGAAAGCAGUGGGUAUGUUCAGAGACUACAGCAACACAGCGCAAGAUCCACAUUUCACUCAGGUGGUCGAGAUGGACCUCAGUACGGUCGUCCCCUGCUGCAGCGGUCCCAAGCGGCCUCAGGACAAAGUGGCUGUUUCGGAGAUGAAGCAGGACUUUUUAGCCUGUUUGGGGGCCAAGCAAGGCUUUAAAGGAUUCCAGGUUGCCCCGGAGCGACACAACGUUACCGUGCCGUUCCAGUUCAACGGGGCUGAGUAUUCUCUCUCACACGGAUCUGUGGUCAUCGCAGCUAUCACGAGCUGCACCAACACCAGCAACCCUUCAGUCAUGCUGGGAGCAGGUCUUUUGGCCAAGAAGGCUGUUGAGUGUGGUCUUACGGUCAAGCCGUACAUAAAGACCAGUCUGUCUCCUGGUAGUGGAGUGGUCACCUAUUACCUCAAAGAGAGUGGAGUCAUGGACUUUCUCUCGCAGUUAGGCUUCGAGGUUGUUGGUUAUGGCUGUAUGACCUGUAUUGGAAACAGCGGACCCCUUCCAGAGCCUGUGGUAGAGGCGAUAACUCAGGGUGAUUUAGUUGCCGCCGGUGUCCUCUCUGGAAACAGAAACUUCGAGGGGCGGGUCCAUCCCAACACACGAGGCAAUUACCUGGCAUCUCCUCCGCUGGUCAUUGCCUAUGCCAUUGCGGGCACAGUAAGGAUAGAUUUCGAAAAGGAGCCUUUAGCUGUGAACGCUGAUGGAAAGGAGAUUUUCUUGAGGGACAUCUGGCCCACGCGGGAGGAGAUCCAGGUGGUGGAGAAAAAGUUUGUCAUUCCAGGCAUGUUUAAGGAGGUCUAUGAGAAAGUGGAGAAAGUGAAUGAACGCUGGAACUCCCUGAAAGCCCCUUCAGACAAGCUGUACACCUGGGAUCCUAAUUCUACCUACAUAAAGUCUCCACCUUUCUUUGAUGGACUGACCAAGACACUCGAACCUCCAAAGUCCAUAACGAAUGCGUAUGUGCUGCUCAAUUUGGGAGAUUCUGUGACCACAGAUCACAUCUCACCUGCUGGAAACAUUGCACGUAACAGCGCUGCCGCACGCUACCUAACUGACCGCGGACUCACAGCGAGAGAGUUUAAUUCAUAUGGCUCUCGUCGAGGCAACGAUGCGGUCAUGGCACGAGGCACCUUCGCCAACAUCCGCCUCUUCAACAAGUUCCUAAACAAGCAGGCACCUUCCACCAUCUACCUACCUACAGAAGAAACAAUGGACGUGUUUGAUGCAGCAGAAAAAUAUCUGCAGGCUGGUCAUCCUCUUAUGAUCCUGGCAGGCAAGGAAUAUGGAUCCGGCAGCUCCAGGGACUGGGCGGCCAAAGGACCCUUCAUGCUAGGCAUCAAAGCUGUACUAGCAGAGAGUUAUGAGCGUAUUCAUCGUAGUAAUCUGGUGGGCAUGGGCAUCAUUCCUCUGGAGUACCUGCCGGGCGACACAGCGGAAAGUCUCGGGCUCACUGGCCGUGAGCGAUACACUGUGGUCAUUCCCUCACAGCUCACCCCCAGAAUGACCGUCGACAUUCAGCUGGACACAGGCAAAACAUUUCAAGCUAAGAUUAGGUUCGACACAGACGUGGAGCUCACUUACUUCCGUCACGGUGGCAUCCUCAACUACAUGAUUCGCACAAUGUCUGAAAAUUAAAAGAAAUAAAACUAGUUCAGCAAGUUACUCACGAAGUACAUAUCCACUGUAUACUUCGUUUGUCCUGUCUGACCUUUUUUUGUUCAAAAGAAUCCGUUUUGAUCGUGGUGUUUCGUGUCUGACUGUAUUGGUUCAGUGGGAUGGAUUGGGAAGUCUGAAGCAUUAGUUGUUGGCAGUGACAGGUUGAACCUUCACCAAUCUAACCCUACCUCAGCACUGCCAAACUGCAGUCCUAUAGCCUUGCUGAAACUGUUUGCCAUUUAGUCAACAUCAAUGUGUACCUAAUAAUAAUUGCAAUUAAGCUGAUUCUUUAUAAUUAGUUACGUUAUCUGUUAUUAAAAUGGUGCUGCAGAAAAUUCUGUUUGUCUGUUAUAAAAUAGUGAUUAUGAAAAAAGAAAAUGUUUUUUUUUUUUACUUCAAAAUGUUUCAAUGAUUGUUUCAUUAAUACUUUUUUUCCAUCAAGAAAAGUCAAAUAGUAGUUAAUUGUCAUUACCUAGAAUGAAAUGUGUUACCCAUUGCGAUGAAUUAUCUUUAAUGUUGAAUAACCUUUGAUAAAACGUUGCAGAUAUAAUACAAUUUCCAAUAUAAGUGCCUAUAUUUUCUCAGAUUCUGUGUAUACUACUGAAGAAGGUAUGCGUGCUCGUCAUUACAGGUUUUUUGCUUGUGUGUCCAUAAUACAGUUGCAUUCCUGUGCAUAGUGUAUUUUCUAGCAAAAUAAAACUAAAUUUAACUAAGGCUGAUUUCACACCUAUCCUACUGGAUGCCUGUAGUCUGAAGGAAUCGUGUGUGACUGAAGGAAUCGUGUGUGACUGCUGAUAUAAACAAAACGUGAGAUGCUUAACUGUACUUUGAAUAAACACAUGAUGAUUUCA
This is a messenger RNA of Triplophysa dalaica, 3647 nucleotides long. RefSeq names its product aconitase 1, soluble (gene aco1). The transcript is spliced from 21 exons. Gene Ontology annotation, biological process: citrate metabolic process; tricarboxylic acid cycle. Gene Ontology annotation, cellular component: cytosol; mitochondrion. Gene Ontology annotation, molecular function: aconitate hydratase activity; 4 iron, 4 sulfur cluster binding; iron-responsive element binding. The record is from RefSeq and is a predicted model, not a curated record. Lineage: Eukaryota; Metazoa; Chordata; Actinopteri; Cypriniformes; Nemacheilidae. The coding region runs from base 103 to 2775 and encodes 890 amino acids.